Messenger RNA from Ailuropoda melanoleuca (giant panda), 4436 nucleotides. Its product is annotated as WD repeat-containing protein on Y chromosome. The record is from RefSeq and is a predicted model, not a curated record. Gene Ontology annotation, molecular function: protein binding. The coding region runs from base 1212 to 4436 and encodes 1074 amino acids. The transcript is spliced from 30 exons. NCBI's taxonomy places the organism in Eukaryota, Metazoa, Chordata, Mammalia, Carnivora, Ursidae.
UACAGCAGUAUGAAGAAAAACAUAAACAUGUAAUACAAAUAUGUAUUUCACAUAUAUUACACCAUGUCAACAUAUGAUACACUGUGGAAUUCAGGAGUAUGAAGGAAAAUACAGCAGACUAGUAGCGACAGAGAGGCAUGAGGGGUUGCUGUUUUAGGUGGGUGGUCAGGAAGGCAUUUAUAAGGGGGCAUUGAGCUCAUUCCUGACAGAAGUCAGAGAGAAGGGGAGGAUCUUACGGAUAGCGGAAGGAAGGGUCUUCCAUGUAGAGGGAACAAUGGCAGAAGCCCUGUAUGUUCUAAAACAAGAUCAGUGUGGUCCUAGAGAAGCCAGAGGAGAGUGGUAGGAGAUAAGGUCAGGCGGCCAGAAGGGCGGACAGAUCAUAGGAGCCUCUGAGGCUAUGGAUUUUAUCUGAAUGAAAUGAGAAUCAUGGCGUAAGUAGAAGAUUGACAGUAUCCAACUUCUGCUUUUAAAAGUUGGCUCUCUACACAGAAUGUAUAGUAGAAAGGCAGAAGUUAAAACAGGGAGACCGGCAUGAGGCUAGUGCCAGGCAAGAGACAUGAGUUAGCUCAGACUAGGAGGUAUUGGUGGGGAAAGUAAGGAAUGGUUGGAUUCUGGAGAUACUUCAAAACUAGAACCUACAGAAUUUGUUGGUGGACUGAAUGUGUGUUUGGGAGGGAAAGAGGGAGAUAACUCCAAGAGUUUUUCUGUAAACAAUUGGAAAAAUGGAGUUGCCCUCUGACUUAGGGAAGGUGGGGAAGUGGGGUUGGGUAACCAAGGGUUCUGUUUUGGACAGUGGGUAGCACUCAAAUAUAAUAAUUUUUAUUGUACCCCGGCAGGGCAAAGUGAUAAGAGAGUACGUUUGAUUUAAUACCAGAGUUAUUUUCCUCUUUGUUCACUCCUUGGCAUUUCCUCCCCACCCCACCCCCAACUUCAUGUUAGCAUCAAUUACCUUCUCGGGUGAUGGGAUUAACGUACCUGGGGAGGAGCGGAGAGAGGAGGAACCUAGCCUGGUACUCCAGUUACAAACCCUGGCAGUGAGGGGCAUGCCACCACCGUGGGCAGAACGCAUCAGCAUUGGCUGCUCCCAGGAAAAAGCUGCAAGAUUUUCUUCAUCUGGCAUCUCUCUGAUCAUUAGUAAUUGCUCUAGGGGACCGAGUGGACACCAUUCUAAUCAGUAAAGGAGUACCUGGCAGGUUUUGCUGUCUGAUAGCAUGAACUGGAGAGGAAGAAGAGCAGGCUCUGCUUUGGGAAGGUUAGAAACAGCUCAUGUGAACAGCAUCCUGGACGCAGCGGCGAUCCUGGAGGAGCCGGUAAUGCUCAGAGCCCAGACUUGCCCUGCUGGACCUCGGCCUUCAGGCAAGCAGGGGCUGCUGGGGGCCGACCCCGCGGCCUGGCUGCUUCGGGCCUGCCUGACAAGGCAGAGGAUGCGCAGCCACUCCAUCGGAAUGGAGGACCUGGCUCAGGGGAGGACGCCGCCGCACCACGCGGACCUGGCUCGGAGCCUGAGGGCGGAGAAGAUCGAACAUCAACUGACCCUAGAAGAGCUACAAAACUUAAGUGCACUCUUUCAGGUAGGAAUUGACCAGGAGUAUGAAAAGAGAGGAAGACAGCUGCUGGACAUGGAAACCUUUAAAUGCAUAAUGAAACAGAGUAUGAGGUCACAGAAUAAAAAUAUUGAACAAAUAGAACAACUUUUCAUGAAAAUAGACUAUGAAUCAGCAGGCAGAAUUCAAUGGGAUGGCUUUUGCACAUAUCUGCAGCUAGAGUAUUCAGAGCAAGCGGAUGCUUUGGCCCGACAGAAAGAGGUUUCCUUCCAGCUGCCUGCUGUGCUGCAGGGGCUGUCAUAUGGGGCUCCCGUGCUGCGCAUUCUCUCUGUGCCUGACGACACCUUAAUCAUGAUCAGAGAAGAUGGAGCGAUUUAUUUCUGGUCCCUGCAGCUGAAGUUGAAAAGAAGAAAGAGAGUUUUUGACAAGUCCAUGAGUCGGAAGCCGAGGUGGGUGACAGAUGUCAUCAGCAUGCCACAGUACAACAAACUGAUUGUAGGGACUGGAAACCGUGAAAUCCAGCUGUAUGAACUCUCCAACCUGGAGCCUUACUGUCAGAUUGGUGGCCUGGAAGCUGUUCCUCUGAAACUGGACUACUGUUACGAGGAUCCUGACAAGUGCCUGAUUUUCUACGGCGAUAAUCAGGGCUGUGUGAACAUUCUGUCUUUGGCUUCUGUAGGUGAACUAUUAAGAACUUGGAAGAAGCUGCCCAAAAUUGAGAACAUGCCAAACAUAAGCAUUAAUAAUGUUGUGACCUCUCCAAAUGUAAACUAUAUCCGCUGGAAAGUGCAUGGAGACUGGAUUACUCAGCUGAACUACUACGAUUCUAUCAAAGCUGUCAUUUCAAGCUCCAACCAUGAGCCCAGUGCUCUAGUAAUAGGGUGCACUAUGAGAAAAACAAAUGUCAAGCAAAAGAUGAAAGAGAUAAGGGGUGUUAGAAAAGAUGUCGAGGCAAGAAGAGAACAAGCAUUCCUUGGUUUGCCCCAAAGGCGGGCAGAAUGUGAUCAAACUGUUUUUCGCAUCUACAAAGGAGUCAAGGCAUUUUCAUUCUGUAAGAGAAAGAACUUGCUGCUGACAGGGGGAAUGGAUCGAAUCAUUCGAAUCUGGAAUCCUUAUCUGCCUGGAAAACCGACAGGUAUGCUGAAAAGCCACAUGGCUCCAGUGAUCUACAUCCAUGUAUCUGCUGAGGAUAACAAAAUAUUUUCCAUGUCCACCGACAACACUAUUAAGAUCUGGGAUCUAGAGACCGACAGCUGCUUGUUUACUGCCUCCUCCAAAGCCAGCGGUAUUAAGGGGGAAUUUGCAGCCUGCCUCUAUCUCCCUCACUCCGGAGCCCUGUGUGUGGCCACUGACACCAUUGCACUCCUACACCUGAGACUGAGAUCUCCGCCGGAGCCUUACCUGGUGGUCUCCCACCAAGAGCCUGUGGUGUGUUGCCGCUACAACCCAGCCUUCAGGCAGGUGGUCAGCUGCUCCGAGGCAUCUGUGGUAAAAGUGUGGGACUUUGAAACAGGAAGGCUGUUGUCUGGAUUUAUUGGGGCUCAUGGCAGUGCUGGAAUCACAUGUCUGACCUUUGACACCAGUGGAAGAAGGUUAAUCACUGGGGGCAGAGACGGCUGUCUGAAAAUAUGGAGCUACAACAAUGGACAUUGUCUGCACACACUGAAACACGAUGAAAAGCAAAAUGAAGUCUGUGAUUGUACCUACUUGGAGGUGAACCAAAAUAAGUGUAUCAUAGCUGUUGGAUGGGACAGAAGAAUAAAUGUGUAUUUUGAUACACCAUGUGACUUUCAUCACUUCUGGAAGCCACAGCCACACUGGCAGGAUGACCUGAACCAUGGGCACAAAGAGGACAUCCUCUGUGUGGCUCAAUGCCCACCUUUUCUUCUUGCCACCUCCAGUUAUGAUGGGGAGGUCAUUAUUUGGAAUGUCAUCUCAGGCCACAUAUACUGCAAGCUGAAUACUCCCAGCCCCUCUGAUGGUGCAGAAGACAGAAAAGGCCCAGACUGGAGUGUUUCCUGCCUCGCCUUCCUGAAGACCCGGGCCGCCAAGUUUGAAUCAGAGGCCGCUUCCCUCAUCGCCAACGGGCCCCGGGGUUCUGUCACCUUCUGGAGGCUGUUCGGUGGGGCCUGUCCUAUUGCAAACUUCACUCCUUCCAGGGACAAAGCGCAGGUCAGCAGCAUCGCGGUGACAGCAGGAGAUGUCCUUGCCUACGUGGCUGACCAGGAAGGCUUCGUGCACGUCUAUGACAUCAAAGAGUACGGCCUGCGGGGACCUGAGCUGCAGCCCCCCAAGAAUGUGACAUUCUGGCGGGCCCAUGUCAGUGUGGUGACAUCUUUGGAGCUGAUAGAAGAAAAAUUUCUGCUGUCAUCCUCCCUCGACCGCACCGUGCGCCUGUGGAGCAAGGAUGGAGAGUACAUAGGAACCUUUGGGCAGCAUAACCUCUGGGAUAUUUUCACUCCUGCCUCCUGGAGCCACCCUAGAGUGCCGCAUGAAAUUUUGACAGAUCCGCAGAGCAUGCCUGCUCACCCGGUGCUGGAAGGGGAUGUGGCUGCUAUGCACGCAGGAAAGGGGGAGCAAGACAACGUGGUGGAGGAAAAGGCUAAGCCUCUAAAGACCCCUAACCUUCGCUCUCCAGAAGACCCUAUCCUUGCAGUUGAAAUGAAAGAAGACAUAGAUCAAUGGCUGCUGCUGCACCGGAACCAGCCUUCCGGGAGAACAUGUGAGCUGGGGUGGCCCAGCAUCUACCAGACCCUCCGGUGCCACGAGGUUGCCUGCGUGUCCACUGUAGUGGAGAAGCCAGACUUGUCUAUUAUUGGCUCAGAUUUGUUUAAUUACAAUUGUCUCGUGCUGGAAAAAGAAGGAAGUGAGGUUGCCCAGAAGGAGCACUGA